Neopelma chrysocephalum (saffron-crested tyrant-manakin) is the source of this 1181-nucleotide messenger RNA. RefSeq names its product NADH:ubiquinone oxidoreductase core subunit S2 (gene NDUFS2). Gene Ontology annotation, molecular function: NADH dehydrogenase (ubiquinone) activity; NAD binding; quinone binding. Lineage: Eukaryota; Metazoa; Chordata; Aves; Passeriformes; Pipridae. Gene Ontology annotation, biological process: mitochondrial electron transport, NADH to ubiquinone. The record is from RefSeq and is a predicted model, not a curated record. The transcript has 9 exons. The coding region runs from base 1 to 1149 and encodes 382 amino acids.
AUGGCGCCUCCCACAGGCUUCCCCUUCCCACACCCAACAUGGCGCCUCCCACUGGCUUCCUCUGCCCACACCCAACAUGGCGUCUCCAAUCUUCUCCUUGCCCGCACCCAACAUGGCGCCUCCCGCGCCUUCCGCCCUUCCCCGCCGCGCAUGCGCAGCGCCAAGGGCACGAUGGCGGCGCUGCGGGCGCUGUGGCGGCUCCGCGGCCCCGCGGGGCUGAGGGCGGUGGGGCCCCGCUUGGGCCCGGCCCCUGCCCGAUCGCGGCAAUGGCAGCCCGACGUGGAGUGGGCGCAGCAAUUCGCCGGCGCCGUCAUGUACCCGAGCAAGGAGACCGAGAAAUGGGUCCCGCCGCCCUGGAACGACAAAGACCCCGUGGCCCACAAGAAGGUCGCCAGCCUGACCAUCAACUUCGGGCCCCAGCACCCGGCGGCUCACGGGGUCCUGCGGCUGGUGAUGGAGCUGAGUGGGGAGACGGUGAAACGCUGUGACCCCCACGUGGGGCUGCUGCACAGGGGCACUGAGAAGCUCAUCGAGUACAAAACCUACCUGCAGGCUCUUCCUUACUUCGACCGCCUGGACUACGUGUCCAUGAUGUGCAACGAGCAGUGCUAUUCCCUGGCCGUGGAGAAGCUGCUCAACAUCCGGCCCCCUCCGCGGGCCCAGUGGAUCCGAGUUCUGUUCGCGGAGAUCACGCGGCUGCUCAACCACAUCAUGGCGGUGACGACGCACGCGCUGGACAUCGGGGCCAUGACCCCCUUCUUCUGGAUGUUUGAGGAGAGGGAGAAGAUGUUCGAGUUCUACGAGCGGGUGUCGGGGGCACGGAUGCACGCGGCCUACAUCCGCCCCGGGGGGGUGCACCAGGACCUGCCCCUGGGGCUCAUGGACGACAUCUACGAGUUCGUGAAGAACUUCUCCAUCCGGAUCGACGAGGUGGAGGAGAUGCUCACCAACAACCGCAUCUGGAAGAACCGCACCGUGGACAUCGGGGUGAUCACGGCCGAGGAGGCCCUGAACUACGGCUUCAGCGGGGUGAUGCUCCGGGGCUCCGGGAUCCACUGGGACCUGAGGAAGACGCAGCCCUACGACGUCUACGACCAGGUGGAGUUCGACGUCCCCAUCGGCUCCCGGGGGGACUGCUACGACAGGUGAGGGCAUAGGGCAGGGCACGGGGACAGGGGAGG